Tigriopus californicus is the source of this 1741-nucleotide messenger RNA. RefSeq names its product cysteine-rich with EGF-like domain protein 2 (gene Creld). Bases 308 to 1453 code for a protein of 381 amino acids. The transcript is spliced from 3 exons. Gene Ontology annotation, molecular function: calcium ion binding. The record is from RefSeq and is a predicted model, not a curated record. Lineage: Eukaryota; Metazoa; Arthropoda; Copepoda; Harpacticoida; Harpacticidae.
UCAUGGCCAUCAAGUUUUGGUGUGCCGGUCUAUUAUUGAUUGGUCCUUUAGCCUGAGAAGAGAGGCAAGUUGUUCCAGGACCCCUCGUCGCUCUUUUCCAUUGUGGGGGCCCGUGUUCCAAAAUCAAGCCUCAGAUCAGACAUGACAUUUUCUAACCCAAGAUUGGCUUUCAAGUGCAUGAAUCGAACCCGAUCAUAACCCUCGAUCCUGUUGCAACCACUUUGCGGAAGUACACCCAUGCAUAUAUAUUAACCGAUUGUUCUUCAUUGUUGUUUCAUAGUUGUCUAGUUCAAUUCACCGGUUCAUUAUGGUUCCCGUCCGGAUCUCAAUCGUCCUCGUCUUAGUUGCUUUCUUGUCCGCCACUGCCCAAGGAUCUACUCCCGACAACCCAAAUCACAUCAAGUCCAGUCCCAAGAAAGAGGAACGGGCUGCGGCUAAAUUGCCACCCUGUGCCGCUUGUGCCGCCCUCGUGGGGUCGUUCGAAAAGGGAAUGGAGCGAACGGCCCGUGGAAAAUUCGAAGGCGGAGAUGCGGCUUGGGAAGAAAAGAACCAAGGCAAAGGAUACGCCUCCAGUGAGGUCAGAUUCGUAGAAAUCCAGGAGAGGAUCUGCAAAGAUUUGGAACGCGGCGAAACCCAAUGUCAUGAUAACCAUCACUCUUGGGAAGAUCAUUUGGAGACCUGGUGGAAGAUCCAACCCAUGGAGACCCGGGCCCCCUUAAAAGAUUGGCUGUGUAUUGAGACACUGAAGGCGUGUUGCCCAGAGGAACAUUUUGGAGCCGAUUGUGAGCCUUGCUUCAUGAAAGACAAGGACGGCGUGAUUUGUUCCGGGAACGGCAAAUGCAAGGGCUCGGGCACACGUAAAGGCAACGGCAAAUGCGCCUGUGAUAGGGGCUACGGCGGGGAGCUCUGCGAGAAAUGCGCCGUGGGCUUCUACGAAUCCUACAAGGAUGAGGACAAGGCUCUCUGCUCACCGUGCCACAAGAGCUGCCUCGGCCAUUGCACCGGAUCGGGUCCCAAGAAUUGUGCCGCUUGCAAGGGCGGCUACACCAUGGACAAAGAGCAUGGAUGCACAGACAUUGACGAAUGCCUCCUCAGCCAGCCCUGCACGGGCAACAAGUUCUGCGUGAACACGGAGGGCACAUUCCAAUGUUUGCGGUGCGACAAGGCGUGCAAUGGAUGCGAAGGGGAUGGGCCAGACUCGUGUCUGGUCUGUGCCGAAGGUUUUGUCAAGAACAAAGAUGGCUUGUGCAUCACGGAGCAGACCGCGGGUAGGAUAUUCACGAUCUCGAAUACCAGGUUUUUCACCUAUAUUGGUCUGGGUGUGGCGGCUUGCAUAAUCUUUCAAAGGUCCGUUGUGGUGGCCGGGAUCUUGGGUUUGGUGAUUGCGGUGUACAUCACGAUUUCAGAGUAUUACUUGCAGAACGCGUCGGGCGAGUUGAAACCGAUAUUAUGAAUCAAAUGACGCCUCUGAGCCUGGCAAAACCGAAUUAUAGGACUUGGGGUGAUUGUUAUCUUGAGCUUAUUUCCAUUUUAUUCGUUUUGUUCACAUGACUAUCCGACAAUUUGUUAUCAAGAGACCAGUGAGAGAUGACUGGUUAUUAGAAUUCCCGUUGAUCACCUCUUUGUGCACGCGUCGUAUCAUUUCUCUGGAAAAGAGACAAGUCGCAGAAGGUUUAGACCAUCUUUUCAUCCUUUGUUAAAAUUUGAAAAUAAUUCAUACAGAAUAAAGGAAACAUUUGUA